Molecule: messenger RNA, 194 nt
Organism: Racocetra persica
Lineage: Eukaryota; Fungi; Glomeromycota; Glomeromycetes; Diversisporales; Gigasporaceae
Source: the annotation of a GenBank genome assembly
AUGAACAACCACCAAAUCUUUGCUGAAAACAUUUCUGAAGAAAAACAAAUCUUAGAACUAGGACAAACCAAAGAAGUUUGCUAUGAAAGUAAUACUUCUACUUAUAAAGCAUCAUCAGAUGAUCUAGAAUUCUUGGAAAAAGAAAUCAAAGAAAUAGAAAAAUGUAAAAUUAUUCAAGAAUCAAAUAGCUCAUG